AUGACCUCUUGCUCAAGAUGUGCCCGGCUCCCAGGGUCACAGCAUCAAGAGGGGAGAGUGAGAGCAAGGGUAAGAGAUCCGCAUCAGCCUUCGAGUAACCCAAUCGACAAGGUCGUCCAUGGCACGCAGACCACUGAUGCGGCUCGGUAUCCUCUGACCCACUCACAUGAAACUACCAGUUUGGCCAAACCGGUGAGUCAAAUUCAAAAGGCCGGCAGGCAACGGACUCUCCUCUUCGUUCUGACAAGCAUAUGA
Protopolystoma xenopodis is the source of this 255-nucleotide messenger RNA. The record is from the annotation of a GenBank genome assembly. Lineage: Eukaryota; Metazoa; Platyhelminthes; Monogenea; Polystomatidea; Polystomatidae.